AUGACCACCUGCCGCGCAACCGAACUUUCAUCUAUGCGACCCCGCACUACCUCAACAAAAUCUGGCGUCCGAACAUCUACUUCACAACGAGAACACGGACAUGCGCACAACCUUACAUCGUCCAACGUCAUUAUACAGGUCUACCAGGACGGCAAGGUCUGGUACAGCGUCAGGCUCACACUGACGCUCUCAUGCCCGAUGUGGCUGGCCAAGUACCCGAUGGACAACCAGACAUGUCCGCUAGAGCUACAGAGCUAUAUGCUGAGCACAGACGAGCAAUUACUCUACUGGGUCUCAGACACUCCCGUGAGAUUCGAAAACGAAGUUAACCUGCCUCAGUUCAAACUGGAGGGACUAACCACGGGUUCCGCUGUCGUAACUAACAGCAUAG
Messenger RNA from Priapulus caudatus, 391 nucleotides. Its product is annotated as glycine receptor subunit alpha-2-like. The record is from RefSeq and is a predicted model, not a curated record. Gene Ontology annotation, molecular function: transmembrane signaling receptor activity; extracellular ligand-gated monoatomic ion channel activity; neurotransmitter receptor activity. The annotation marks the transcript as partial. NCBI's taxonomy places the organism in Eukaryota, Metazoa, Priapulida, Priapulimorpha, Priapulimorphida, Priapulidae. Gene Ontology annotation, biological process: chemical synaptic transmission; nervous system process; chloride transmembrane transport. Gene Ontology annotation, cellular component: membrane; synapse; neuron projection. The transcript has 3 exons.